AUGGGUUCUCUCAAAGUUCACAAGCUUCCUCUCAUUGAAUUCACAUGUGAUAACUUGAAACCUGGGACAGCAUCAUGGUCUAACGCUUGCAGAGAAGUGAUUUCAGCCCUAGAAGAAUAUGGUCAAAUCCCACUUAUUCCUCUAUAUGAAAGCAUGGGUAUUGAUGAUGCCAAUACACUUGAAGGAAUCCAAAGUUUCACCAAAGUCAUGUGGCCUAAUGGAAAUUAUAUCUUCAGUGAAAAACUUCUUCCAUACACUAAAUUAGCAGCAGAAUUGGAACAAAUUGUGGUAAGGAUGGUAUUCGAUAGCUACGGGGUGGAGAAGUACUUUGAUUCCCACAUCAAGGCAGCUAAUUAUCUUUGUCGGGUUAUGAAGUACAGAGAAGCAAAAGUUAAUGAAAGUAAAAUGGGGUUUGUCUCCCAUACAGACAAGAGUUUCAUGUCCACAAUUCAUCAAAAUCAUGUAAAUGGUUUGGAGAUCAAAGCAAAGGAUGGUGAGUGGUUUGGUGUUGAGCUCUCGUCUUCGUCGUCUAUCGUAGUUAUGGCAGGCGAUGCGCUUAUGGCUUGGAGCAACAACAGGAUAAAAUCUCCCCAUCACAAAGUGACUAUGGAAGGGAAAGAAGUACGGUACUCCAUUGCGCAGUUCUCAUUCUUGGAGGAAAUAGUGCAAACACCAGAAGAAUUAAUUGAUGAGGAGCACCCCUUACAGUAUAAACCAUUUGAUCACCUCAAAUUUCUUGACUUCUACAGCAAAGAAGAAAACAGGAGACUUGAAAGUGCUAUCAGAACCUAUUGUGGUGUUUGA
Molecule: messenger RNA, 804 nt
Organism: Fraxinus pennsylvanica
Lineage: Eukaryota; Viridiplantae; Streptophyta; Magnoliopsida; Lamiales; Oleaceae
Source: the annotation of a GenBank genome assembly